AUGCCGUCGUCGGAGCAGACCCCAUCUGCCACGUCUCCCAAGAUGACGACAACAACCGCGACAAGUAGCAGUUCCAAUUCCAAUUCAACCUCAAUUUCCAAUCCUACCAUCCUCUCCUCCUCACCACCCAAUUCCAAUCCCACCAUCCCCCCACGAACCUCGAGCACCGGCCUCAACAGAAGCAGCAUCGCAGCCUCAUCUUCAGCAGCAGCCGCCGCCAGCAGUGGCAGCCAUUAUCAAAACUUCACCCAGCCCGCUCCACUGCCGAACCUUCUCAGCUCCGUCGUAGAAACAGACCUCUUUGGCGGCAACCGGCACCGCUCACGGACUUACUCUCGCUCUCACUACCACCACCACCACUCUCACCCUCACUCACCUUCUCACUCGCCCUCUCACUCGCAAUCUCACCCGUAUGCGACAAGACUUCCCGCAACACCCAUCUCCAGCGUCGUCAUGCACUCCCAGCAGCCCUCGCAACCGCUGGACCCCCGGCGCUAUGAACACGAAGACCUCAACUUCACGCCUAAGCGCUCCUGGACCGACGACAAGGAAAAAGUAGUCCGCGCCCCCUUCGACUACGUCGCCUCCCACCCCGGCAAAGACUUCCGCUCCCAGCUCAUCAACGCCUUCAACGCCCUCCUCCAAGUGCCCCCGCACCGCCUCGAAAUCAUCACCAAGGCAGUCGGCAUGCUCCACGAGUCGUCCCUCCUCGUCGACGACGUCCAGGACUCGUCUGAACUCCGCCGCGGCUUCCCCGUCGCCCACAACAUCUUUGGUGUGCCCCAGACCAUCAACUCCGCAAACUACAUCUACUUCCUCGCCCUCCAGGAGCUACAGAAGCUGAACAACCCGUCCAUCAUCGCCAUCUUCGCCGACGAGCUCGUUAACCUCCACCGCGGCCAGGGCAUGGACCUCUUCUGGCGAGACACACUCACCUGUCCCACUGAGGACGACUACCUCGAAAUGGUAGGCAACAAGACGGGCGGCCUGUUUCGUCUCGGCAUCAAGCUCAUGCAGGUUGAGUCGGGCUCUAACGUGGACUGCGUGCCCCUCGUCAACCUCAUAGGCCUCAUCUUCCAGAUCCGCGACGACUACAUGAAUCUCUCGAGUCGCGAGUACAGCGACAACAAGGGCAUGUGCGAGGACUUGACAGAGGGUAAAUUUUCGUUUCCUGUUAUUCACAGCAUCAGAGCCGAUCCCACCAACAUGCAGCUCAUCAAUAUCCUCAAGCAAAAGACCAACGACGUCCAGGUGAAGAGGUAUGCUGUGUCGUACAUGGAAAGCACGGGCAGCUUCGAGUACACGCGUGAAGUUAUUGGUGUUUUGAUCGCGCGGGCGAGAAAGAUGGCGGCUGAUAUGGACGGCGGGGAUGGAAAGGCAGAUGGCGUGCAAAAGAUUUUGGAUAGGAUGGUUGUUGAUAAUAAGUGA
This is a messenger RNA of Pochonia chlamydosporia 170, 1428 nucleotides long. Its product is annotated as geranylgeranyl diphosphate synthase. Gene Ontology annotation, molecular function: prenyltransferase activity. Gene Ontology annotation, biological process: isoprenoid biosynthetic process. The transcript has a single exon. Bases 1 to 1428 code for a protein of 475 amino acids. The record is from RefSeq and is a predicted model, not a curated record. Lineage: Eukaryota; Fungi; Ascomycota; Sordariomycetes; Hypocreales; Clavicipitaceae.